Molecule: messenger RNA, 1818 nt
Organism: Pseudogymnoascus verrucosus
Lineage: Eukaryota; Fungi; Ascomycota; Leotiomycetes; Thelebolales; Thelebolaceae
Gene: MAF1
Product: RNA polymerase III-inhibiting protein maf1
Exons: 2
Coding region: 448-1458 (336 amino acids)
Biological process (GO): negative regulation of transcription by RNA polymerase III
Cellular component (GO): nucleus
Molecular function (GO): RNA polymerase III core binding
Source: RefSeq, a predicted model, not a curated record
GCCGUAUCAUACAACCCCGCAGGACGCGACAAUCACUCUAUACAAACAACUCAACGGCCCGCCCUUAUAACAUGUUAUUCCAGCAAUUGCCAGCUUCCAUUGCCUGCUAGACGUUUAUCGUCUGGCCGAUUACACUCUGAUUCCGCCUGUGCACCCAGCUCAGGUUGAAACCAGCCGCUCGUCAUCAGCUACAACAGGCCUCAGAUCAGCCCUGCUUUACAACCCCUCACUGUCGUCCUACGACCUAGACGACCAAGCUGUCACCCGCGAUCACUCAAAUCCUGCAGAGGUGUCUCUAGACGCCGAACCCCUAUCGUCUCUCCUCAGUCACUGUUCUUAUCGCGCGACCUUGUGGGCCCCCGAUCGCGCGUGGAUCCGGACUCUGAACCCCGGAUUAUAAAGACGUCAACUGUCAUACCACAAGUGUACUGAGUAUAUGCCGCAACCAUGAAGUUCCUCCCACUUCGCGACUUCGACGACGUCACCAGCGCGUUGAACUUCAACACCCCCGAUUGCCAUGUCGUCGGCGGCUGUGAUCUGUACACCACAAAGGCCGCUGGCUCCGAUAAGAAGCUCUAUCGCAAUAUCGAAAACUCCCUAGAGUCGCAAUACGAAUCUUUGCUGCGGCUGUCGGCCUCGCUAUCCCCCCCACAAUCUUCCGGGCCAGGAUCGCUCGAUCUGAGCAGGUCAAGUCCAUUCGGGCCCCUGAGCCAGAUAUCAAGUCGUAGGACUUUCGCAUAUCUGAUCGCCACGCUGAAUGCCAGUCACCCUGACUAUGACUUCUCCCAUAUCCUGCGACCAACGGACUUCAGGAGGGAGCGAAGCCUGAAGUCAGUCAUGAACAAUAUCGAUUCAACAAUGUAUAACCUGAGGCCGAGCCCCAGCGCAUCCCUAGAGCUCCCACCACCACCUAAAGGCGCGUCUGCAGCGCCAGCUAGCCAGGCGUGGGGACCACGUAUGUGGACCGUAAUUGACAAGGAGAUGACUCUCAAGGAGUGCUCCGUCUACUGCUGGUCGCCAGAGGAAUCCGAGUGGGACGGCGAAGAGGGCUCCAUCUGGAGCGUGCACUAUCUCUUCUUCAACAAGGCCCGAAAGCGCGUUGCCUACAUCUAUGUCCGUGGCAUCCCGAUCAUGACUCACAGCCCCCGACUCGGAUUUCCAAAACGCAGCGCCAGUGGCGUGAGUAGGGAGAGCGGGGCGAACAAGCGUGCUCGGUACUGGCUUGGCGACAAGGCCGACAGUGCCACGGGCCAGCCGGACGACGACGACAUUGAGCGCAGGGACUGGACGGUGUCCGAAGAGUUCGAUCUGAACAAUGAUGAUGAUGAUUUUAUAUCAGACCUUGAUGUCUUCUCUGAUGACUAUGACGACGAAGCAGAUGACGAAGACGAGGACCAGGAUCUGAAGGCGCCCGUACGCGGCGUUAGUGAGGAGGUCGCUGCGGAGAUGGAGAUUUGAGCCUUUUCGAGGGAGCCGUAUUCGAACAUGUGAUUUAUUAUGGUUUUGUUGUUUUUUGGGACAGGCGUUUCGGACCGAUGGCAACGGUCCGCCACACUGUACCCGAUACCACUGAUGCGUUUGAAUUUUUUGAUUGCUUUUCUUUUCACGUUAGAUCCUAGGGAGGAGUUGGGCUGGAGCCUGGCUGGGUUGGUGGGAGUGUUCAAUGGUUGGAAGGAUACUGGUGGUACAUACCUGGCGUUCGGUGAUUUCUCUGGCUGGUGAGAGCGGCCUGGGACUUGGCGCCACCGAGGUAUAUACUUAUAAUGCUUGCAUGAAUGUCGUUAGAAAUUGAAACUCAACUUUCAUCUGAUCUGGUGG